Messenger RNA from Patella vulgata (common limpet), 5091 nucleotides. RefSeq names its product serine/threonine-protein kinase DCLK1. Gene Ontology annotation, molecular function: protein kinase activity; ATP binding. The transcript is spliced from 7 exons. The record is from RefSeq and is a predicted model, not a curated record. NCBI's taxonomy places the organism in Eukaryota, Metazoa, Mollusca, Gastropoda, Patellidae. Bases 135 to 2909 code for a protein of 924 amino acids. Gene Ontology annotation, biological process: protein phosphorylation; intracellular signal transduction.
CAGGUACACAAUAUGGCGGCCAUUUAACUGUUUACCGACAGAAGACCAUUAAACAAUUUCGUGGAAAUAACCAAUCUACUGGACAAAAUGUAUUAUCUCACAUCUAAAUAAUUCAAUGAUCCAUCCUGAUAGAAAUGACAUCCUUAAUUAGCCCUGGCAUAAUGAACACUAACCAACAUCAUCAACAAGAUGUCCUUACUGACAAAUAUAAAGAUCUUCGAAGACCUCGAAAAAUCAACUUCUUUGUUAAUGGAGAUCGGUAUUUCAAAGGGAAGAAAAUGUUUGUCACACCCCAUCGAUAUUUUAAUUUUAAUGACCUUCUGAAUGAGCUUACUGGUAAAUUACCGUCUAAUCUGAACUUACCCUAUGGUGUUCGUCAAAUUUAUGAUAAAGAUGGUGGUCAAAGAAUAACAGACAUUGAAGACUUACAAGAUGGACAAUCAUAUGUCUUGGCAGGUUUUGAAGGUUACAAGUGUAUCAAAUAUGGCAGUGCAGAUAUGGAAUUAUGGUCUGUUGGUAAACCACUUAAAAAUCCUCAUCUUGAUUUUAAUGGGGAUCCCCAGGACAGUUACAAAUAUCAAGGUUAUUCCAAUAAUGCAUUUGCUCCAGGCCGUUAUUUUCGCACAAAUGGAUCAUAUGCAACAAAGAGAUGGCCGGGAAAACUGGGCAUAUCAUCAAAAAAUUUAUCAAAUUCUGAAAACUAUGCCAGUAAACCUAAAGUUAUUACUAUUGUUCGAAAUGGUGCCUCUCGGAAUAAUGUGAAAAUUCUUCUCAAUCGUAGAAGUGUUCAAUCUUAUGAACAGCUAAUGAGUGAUAUUUCGGAAGCCUUUACAGCUAAAGGCCGACAGCAGGGAAUUAAAAAACUGUAUACCAUAAGAGGAAAGCAAGUGCAAAGUGUAUCCGACUUUUUUCGUCACGAUAAUGUGUUCAUUGGGUUUGGUGAGGAGACUUUUACUGACACAGAGGUCAGGCAAAUUGUUGAAGACUUCUAUCCUGAUAGCGCACAGAUUAAAAGUAUAAUGAAGAGUUGGGACAAAUACCAGAAGUUAAGACAAGCAAAAGCAGAAGUGGUUCAACCGGGAACGGAUAAACGAGACAGUGGCUUUGUAGAUUCUUACCGAGACUCAGAUUCUAAUAUACAUGAUUUAAGUAGCAGACACAGUAAGGAUACAACACAGGAUAACCAAAAUGCCUUUUAUUCACCAUCUAAAGCUGGUGUCCAGGAGUCGAAGCAGCGAAGAAGAAUGGAAAAGAUGCGUGAAUCAGAGAAAAGAGCAUUGGAUGAAGAAAAAAGAAAACAAGGGCUAGUGCCAUUAGAACAUUUGGAUCCGGUUAAAGCUAAAGAAGAUGCUAAACGACGAAGAAAAGAAGAAAGUCGGCGAUUAAAAGAACAAGCAGAAGAAAGAAGAAAGCAAGAUCACAUCAAGAAAGAGCAGGAAGAAAGACGGUUAAAACUUGAAGAGGAGGAAAAUCGCAUGAAGGCUGAAAAAGCAGAGAGAAAGCGACAAGAGGAGGCUCAAAGAGAAGCAUUGAAAAAAGAGAAAGAAGAAAAAGAGAAUAAAGAAGAGCAAGAGAAAGCCAUACCAGAAAUAGAAAAACAACCAACAAAGAAAGAAUCAGAUAUUGAGACAACAGACAGCAUUGACCAAACGAACACAAAAUUAUUGGCUAAAGAAAACAAAGAUCCAAAAGAAAAUAAAGAUCCAAAAGAAAACAAAGAUCCAAAAGAAAACAAAGAUCCAAAAGAAAUUAAAGAUUCAAAGGAAACUAAAGAUUCAAAGGAAACUAAAGACUCAAAAGAGAUAAAGGAAAAAUCCGAAACUGAUAAAAAUGAUGUUAAAGAGAAAAAAGAUCAAGAAAAAACAGUGGAAAAAAUGAAAGAGAACGAAAAAGAGAGACCAACUCGUAGAUCCAAGAUCAAGGUUAUCAGAAGACAAAAAUUUGAACGCCAAGUUAGUAAAGAUGAAUAUGUGACCUCAAAAUAUGAACUAGGAAGAAUAUUAGGGGAUGGGAAUUUCGCUGUUGUUAAACAAAGUAAAUUGAAAAGUACGGGUCAAGAAUUUGGAAUUAAAGUUAUUGAUAAAAGUAAAUUAAAAGGAAAAGAACAUAUGGUGGAAAAUGAAAUUGACAUCAUGAAGGAAUGUAAUCAUUAUAAUAUUGUUAAAUUAUACGAAGAAUUUGAAACUAAAGAUAGAAUUUAUUUAGUCAUGGAACUGGUAAAGGGAGGUGAUUUAUUUGAUGCCAUCACACAGAGUGUUAAGUUUAAUGAAAUAGAUGCUUCCAAAAUGGUGAAAGAUUUAUGUAAUGCCCUGUUUUAUCUUCAUUCUCGAAACAUUGUACAUAGAGAUUUAAAACCGGAAAAUUUAUUAGUUCAUAGGAGUAAAAAUGGUGCCAUAUCUUUAAAACUAGCUGAUUUUGGAUUAGCUAUGGAAGUACAGGAUUUAAUUUAUACUGUUUGUGGAACACCUACUUAUGUGGCACCAGAAAUACUGUCUGAGAUAGGUUAUAGUUUAGAAGUAGAUAUGUGGGCAGUAGGUGUUAUUAUGUAUAUAUUAUUGUGUGGAUUUCCACCAUUUCGUAGUCCUGACAGAAAUCAAACAGAAUUGUUUAAUUUAAUCAAAGCUGGAGAAUAUGAGUUUAUAAGUCCUUACUGGGAUAAUACAUCAAAUUUUGCCAAAAAUUUGAUAGAACAUCUAUUAGUUGUUGAUAGAGCUAAGAGGUAUUCUUCUAUUGAUGUCAUCAGUCAUCCAUGGGUCAUGUACGGUGGGGACAUGAAAGCCAUACCUGAUAAUCACACCAUUGAAAAAGAAAGACGAGAGCGUGUUCAAGAAAUGGAAAAACAAGCUCUAAUUAAUUUUGACAGUUUUCAAAAAGCAAAGGAAAAAAGACACAAACAUCUUGAAGAAUAAUGAAGGUUGCUGUUCUAAAAAUUAAAAUAUGAUUUGACUUUGAACUGGUGCAAAAUAAAAGUAUUGUUAGCUUUGCUUGUGUGUGUGGUAUACUGAAUACCACUGUGAUUAGCGAUUAACAGGAAAAUGAUUGAAAAUUUCUUGGAUUAAAUUGAAUUUGUGUUAAUGUGAUCAGUAUUGUGCUCAAAGGAAUAAUGAAUUCUAGAGGAGGACCACCAUUUUAAAAAGAAAGUGGUGAUACGAUUCAUGAAUAAAUCAUAUUAGGUAGACAUAGCUGGUUAUUUGUCAUAUAUAUUAGGCAUAAACAGCUAGUUAUAUGCUAUUGCUGUCCUAGAUGUGCAUACAUGUACAUGUACUGAAAUAACUAGACCUGGCUCAGUUUCCAUUUACCAGGACACUACCAGAAUCUUAGCUGAACUGUAUUUGAUCUGGGAUCGAGACUACUUCAUGUUGUUGGGCCGGUUAUGGUUCACACUAACACCAAUUUUGUGGAAUGGUUCCAGUUCAAUGCUGAGUUCAGUUUGAUUUUCGUAGGGUAAAUGGCAUCAUGGUUAUAUCUGACAGAGCCUGUUUAAGUAAACUGUCAUGUGUUGGCCAACCAUAUAUUGAUUUUGGUGAGUAACUUGUAUAAAAGUUUGCCUCACCAAGGUAUAUACCAAUAUUGAUUUUAGUGCUUGUACAAAACUUUAUUCUCAGUGUAAUGGGAUAGAAAAACAAACAAAAAAGAUAUGGAAAUCAAAAUUGCUUUUGGAUCACAACAUUUUAUAAAGAAUUUUUUGGACAGAAUGACCUUUAGAAACUCCUGUAGAUUCCAUUAGUUGUCUAACAACACCCCAAAGUCACUGUCUCAAAGUGUAGUUUCAGAUAUGUUUAUGUAGAUCUAUUUACCAGUAUUUGUAUUAUAAUUUCUUUCCCAAAUAUCUGUGAUAAUAUUGUAUAUAUAAUUUUUAUAUUGUUAUUAUGUUGAUGUUUUAUAUUAAGGAUACAGGGACAUGUAUUGACCAUAUUCUAAUAUAAAUCUUGAUGUUAUUAACAUAAAGUAAGUCACAUGCUAUAAUUCUGUCAAUUUCAAUGUUUGAUGUGUAAAAUUGACAUUUACAUGUAUUGAUUGUUGGCAUAGGUAUAAUAAUUAUAUAUUUAUGUGACUGUGUUAAUAUCAUUUUAAAGGCUUUUAUAUUGAACUGUGAUAUCAAUUUUGUUAAAUUAUUGUAUUGUUAAAAGUAUGAUUUAAGUAUUAAUUUUACUUAUGUGGUUCUUGUUAAAAUAAUGCCUGUUAUAGAUUGCUAUAGAUUAAUUACAGAGUAUCAAGUAUUUUAGGAUUAUUUCUUGAAAUUGAAAGUCAAAUAUAAAUUUUGGGUUGUUUUUUCUUGGGGGGGGGGGGGGUGCGGGGGGAUGAAAACCUGAUUUUAUAGUGUAAUUCAGCUGAAUUUACUACCGGGUAUUUCUUUUUGUUUUAUUUUCAGUUGUUUACUUUGCUGCACAGAUUGUGAUUAGUUGACUCCAGAUCAACCUACCAAUCAAAACCAGCGAUACAGAAAGUACCAUCAAUGGCCUUUUUAAAAUUGUACUGUUGUCACAUGUUUAGAAUGCACAUUUCGGUUGAUGGUAAUUGUGUGUCCGUCUGAUAUUAAUCAGAUUGACUAUCCAGUAUUCUCACAUGGACUGUGUCUUUUAUUGGGCCAAUCAGAUGUGUCCUGUCCAAUGUGUUCAGUAUAAGCAAUUCAGGAAAAGCUUUCAGAUACUAGUUCAACAGAUCCGUCCAUUUUUAAUUUAUUAACAUAUUCAUUUUAGAAUAUUCAAUAUUUUGUUAUUGUUGACUAUUAUUUUAGUAAAUGUAUUUUGUGUUUGUUCCAUCCAGUGUAUACUGUAUAACAUUCCGUCCUAUUUUAAGUACCAACAUUCUAUCAUAUAAAGAGUAAUUAUAUACAUUCAUAUUUAUAUCAUAUAAUUAGUUUUCUUAUAAGUGUUGUAAAUAAAAUCUAGUAAUAUUUGUUUAUCUAUUCUAUAUUUCUAUUAUAAAAUCACUGAAAGGUUAUACAAGAAUAGUGGUAAGGGUUUUAUUAUAAAAAUUUAUUUACUUUAUUGAUAAAAGUGCAAGGUGUAUAUUAAGUAUAAUUAUAUAAGUAAAUUGAAUUACUCAUGCCAUAUCCUAAUAUAUAUUUAAUAUAUACUGCUGAUUAGU